AAAAAGCAAACAAAAAAUAAAAAAUUUAUAAAUAAAAAACGAAAGGAAUAAAAGAUUUCUAAAGUAAUAAAUAAUAUUAAAUCAAAUAAAUAGCAAAUGUCAUCAAAUAUCAAUUUAUACGAUACCGAUUGUUCCACCUGGUCUACUAACGGAAAGCUCCUUUAGGUUGAUUAUGCCACUAAAGCUAUUGAUCAAGGUUCUAUUACAAUAGGUUUAAGAUCUCAAAAGUUUGCAGUUUUAGUUGCAUAGAAGAGAUCUAACAGUAAGUUAUCAGGUUACUAAGAAAAGAUUUUCUAAGUUGAUGAUAAAAUUGGUAUGGGUGUUGCAGGUAUUACUGCUGAUGCAAGAGUCAUUUGCAAAUAUAUGAGAACUGAGUGUCUUAACCACAAAUAUGUAUAUGGAAGCUAACACCCUGCAUAGAGAUUAGUCAUUAAAAUUUCUGAAAAAUCAUAACAUAAGACUUAAACCUAUGGCAAGAGACCUUAUGGUGUUGGUACUUUGAUUAUUGCUUAAGAGUCAGACGGUCCUAAAUUAUUCUAGACUUUACCCAGUGGUGACUUCUAUGAAUUCUAUGGUUAAUCUAUUGGAUCUCGUUCAUAAGCUGCUAAAACCUAUUUAGAAAAUAACUUAGAAUUAUUUAAGGACUGCAAUGAUCUCAAUACCCUUAUUUUACAUGGUUUGUCUGCUCUUAAGAAAGCCAACUAAGGUGAAGAAGAAUUAUUGCCUUAAAGUGUUGAUAUUGCCUUCGUUGGACUUGAAUCUAACUUCACUCUUUUAUCUGAAGAUAGAGUUCUCUCAUACUUAUAACAAUUAGAUACAUUUGCCCCUGCUAAUUAGAUGGAAGUCGAAAAUUGA
Messenger RNA from Tetrahymena thermophila SB210, 855 nucleotides. RefSeq names its product proteasome subunit alpha type protein. The record is from RefSeq and is a predicted model, not a curated record. Gene Ontology annotation, cellular component: proteasome core complex; proteasome core complex, alpha-subunit complex. NCBI's taxonomy places the organism in Eukaryota, Ciliophora, Oligohymenophorea, Hymenostomatida, Tetrahymenidae. Gene Ontology annotation, biological process: ubiquitin-dependent protein catabolic process. The transcript is spliced from 9 exons.